AUGAACGUAUUCGCUCUUGGUGCUUCCCGCAACAUUGGGUAUCAUGCAGCUCGUCGCCUCCUUGCAAAAGGGGCUACGGUGACCUUUCUCCUGCGUUCGACGUCCGCCUUCGACAACGACGAGGUAAUCCAGCCUUACAUCCGCUCAGGCACGGCACGCCUGGUGCAGGGCGAUGCGUUGAAAGCGGACGAUGUACAGCGCGGCUGGGAAGCUGCUCAGAACGCCAAGGACGGCACCAUAGACCUCGUCCUCUUCAGUAUCGGCGGAACACCGACGUUCCACGCGACAAAGGGCUUCCUCGUCCACCCCCACGACCUUUGCACCAAGUCCCUACUCAACCUCGUCACCACCAUCCCCCACGCCCUCCGCACGCCCUCCGCGCAACCGCGGUUCGUCAUCAUCUCUUCCAUCGGCAUCACGCGCGCCGCGCAUGCAGAGCUCCCUCUCCUGCUCAAGCCAUUCUACGGCUACUUCCUCCGCGGGCCACACGUCGACAAGCUCGCCAUGGAGCGCGUCAUCGCGCACUGCGCCGGCUGGAGGUGGGACGCGGAGACGCCCAAUACGGAGAUCCUCCCUGCUACCUGGACGAGCCUGCCAAAUCUCCCUGCGUUCGGCGAGCUGACGCAUGUAAUUGCGAUCAGGCCGGCGUUGCUGACGAGCGGGGCGUGUAAGGCGGAUACGAAGAAGGGCAGGAAGGAGCCGUACAGAUUGAAGGAUGGCGAACUCGGGGACGGGUAUACCAUCUCUAGAGAGGACGUCGCGCAUUUCUUGGCGGAGGGGCUUUUGUCGAACUGGGCACAGUGGGAGGGCAAGGCGGCGCACAUUGCGUAUUGA
Molecule: messenger RNA, 834 nt
Organism: Rhodofomes roseus
Lineage: Eukaryota; Fungi; Basidiomycota; Agaricomycetes; Polyporales; Fomitopsidaceae
Exons: 3
Coding region: 1-834 (277 amino acids)
Source: RefSeq, a predicted model, not a curated record